UGGGAAAAGAAGACCGGGACAUAGACGGGCAAUUGGAGGGAAGUAAAUGGAGGAUGGAGGUGAGAAGAUAUUAGGAUGGAGAAGUCGGGGCAGACAUCGGAGUAGCGAGAGAUGAAAGCCGGGAAGAUGGAGGCAGGAUCGAGAAGAAGAGGUCAGAGAGAGGGCGCUGGAGAGAUGCGACGCAGAGAAGAGUCUCGAAGGAGAGGAGUGAAGGAAGGAAGGAGGGCAGAUGGCGGUGCGCUCGGAGUGAGGCAGCGCGAGCGCGAGCGCGAAGAGAGAAGAGGAGUGUCAAUCUGGUGGAAGGAAGGGAUUGGCAGUGUGGGGCUAGAGUUAAGUUGGCAAGAGUGCCAGGGCGGGAUGGUAGCGUGUUUGGGAACGCGGGUUUCCGUACACGUGGUCCAUCGAGGGCACAUGUCGACAGAGCGAUUCUGACACAGGAGGAGAAAGAUCGUGCAGAAAGAAGAUAAAGUGAAAGUGUGCAGGGAGAGAGAGUGCCGGACUCAGAGGAGAGAAUAGGCGGGGAGAGGAGAGAAGCAAGGGAGGAAGAGAGAAUGGAGGAGCUGGGCAGAGAAUUGAGGAAUUUGAAGUGGGAAAUGACAAGGAGACUGAGGGAAGUCGGAGAGAGACUGAGAGGAUUGGAAGAGAGGUUAGAGGCGCUGGAAGGAGAAGGCAUGAGAAGGGAAGAAGAGGUAGCAGGUGAGAGGGAAGAGCUGAGGAGUAUGAGGGAAGCGAGAGGAAGAGGCAGCAGAGAAGAGGAAGCGCAGAGGGACGACGACGAGGAGGGAGAGAUGGAGAAGAGGAGGAUCGAACGGGACGACGGGAGAGAGGGAAGGAGUGGGAAAAGAGAACAGGUGGUUGGAGAGAAGAGGGAGGAGAGGAUGGGGGAAGGCGAGAACAAGAGGAGAAGAGAACGGAGGGAAGAGGAGAAGAAGGGGCGGAAGGACGGAGUCGAGGAGAGCUGGUGGCAGGAGACGAGAGGAGAGGAGGAGAAGGAGAGGAGAGGGGGCGAGGAGAGAGACGAGGAUGAAGGAAGAGGACAAGAGAGGAGCUGGUGGAGUUAAUUGAAAUCUUAUGUUUUUUGUUUUAUGUUACUAGGAGGUGACAGAGGAGAAAUGGAAAGAGACGUGGAAGGGGAAGAGAGUGGUGAGAAA
Monomorium pharaonis (pharaoh ant) is the source of this 1151-nucleotide messenger RNA. Its product is annotated as vicilin-like seed storage protein At2g18540. The transcript is spliced from 2 exons. Lineage: Eukaryota; Metazoa; Arthropoda; Insecta; Hymenoptera; Formicidae. The coding region runs from base 552 to 1061 and encodes 169 amino acids. The record is from RefSeq and is a predicted model, not a curated record.